This is a messenger RNA of Coffea eugenioides, 1352 nucleotides long. Its product is annotated as protein SODIUM POTASSIUM ROOT DEFECTIVE 1. The transcript has 3 exons. NCBI's taxonomy places the organism in Eukaryota, Viridiplantae, Streptophyta, Magnoliopsida, Gentianales, Rubiaceae. Gene Ontology annotation, molecular function: metal ion binding. Bases 51 to 1082 code for a protein of 343 amino acids. The record is from RefSeq and is a predicted model, not a curated record.
UCCUCUGUCCAUAGCUCACCAGUUUUGACAUUUCUGUUCCUGCGCAAAAAAUGAAGUCUGUAGAACUAUUUUGCGCCUCCCCAGCAUCCACAGCCAUUUGUUCUAGCAUGGACCAACGUAGCAUGGUCCGGCAAGGAGGGAUUAGGCGGAUCGAUCACCACGGUCACCGCUUUGGUGAUCAUCACCACAGGCAUAAAACCAGAACUCCAAUCCCUUGUUCAUCUCAAAUUCCCAUUAGUCCAAGAGCUUAUUUUGAUAAAACCAGAAAAAGCAAUUCUUCUGCUAAGCAAAAUCUUGAAUCUCUUCGCAGAAAAAGCUCUGCUGAUAUCAGUGACCUCUCCAGUCCUCCUCCUACUGGUUCCUCUAGACAUUUGUUGAGUGAUACCCCGUUACUUGAGCUAUUAUCAGAUUCUGAGCAUUCCUCCUCUGCACUUGUACCUAGCCAACCUCUUAGAAGUUUAAAGUACCAUAAAUUCAAUGAGUCAACAGUUUUCAGAUCUUCAAUGUCCAGCACGCACUCAUAUGACAAUCCUGUGUAUGAAUUUUCUUGGGCAGGACGGUCAAAUGAUGAUUUACAUGCUUAUAAAUCUUCCUCACCUCGCUCAAACAAUGAUUCCAGUGUUCAAAACUCUUCAGCAUCUCGCAAAUAUGAUGAUCUCCAUGCUCGAAAAUCUUCACUGUCUCGCUUAAUUCAUGAUGAUUUCCAAGCUCAGAAAUCUUCAUUAUCUCGGACUGAUACUUCACUUUCUAGUAAAUCUUCAUUAACAUGCAGGAAUGAGGGGCAUGCUUACAAAUCUCCAUCAACUCCUGGCCGACCCCGUCAUCAGGUUGUAGAAUUGAGGGUCUCAAUUCACUGCAGGGGUUGUGAAGGAAAAAUAAGAAAACACAUUGCCAAAAUGGAAGGAGUGACUUCAUUCAGCACAGAUCUGGCCACAAAAAAAGUAACCGUAAUAGGGAAUGUGACACCUCUAGGCGUGCUGACGAGCAUUUCCAAGGUCAAGAAUGCUGAGUUCUGGUCAUCACCAGCUUCAUCUUCUUCUUCAUCAUCUCCGACGGUGGACAUGAGCCUCGUUUCAGCUUAAUAUCUUGCGAGGGCCUCUUUAAUUUUUUUGCGAAAACUCUUUUGCAUAAAGAGUUAAUUAACUUGAAAUUUAGCAUUAAUACGGGCUUGCUUGAAAUGACAACUUUUAAUAGUGAAUUGUGUCUGUUUUCAUUAGUUAGUACCGUGUAAAUGUUAGUGUGUUAUAUCAUAUCCUAUGUGCUGGUAACAAAACCCGGCAUGCAUGUUAAUUUUUCCAGCAAUAAAUAUGUAACACUUGCAAAAGAGUUCGUUUGGUUCUGUCCCCUUCCAA